Molecule: messenger RNA, 6911 nt
Organism: Eriocheir sinensis (Chinese mitten crab)
Lineage: Eukaryota; Metazoa; Arthropoda; Malacostraca; Decapoda; Varunidae
Product: myosin-IIIb-like
Exons: 33
Coding region: 1805-6607 (1600 amino acids)
Biological process (GO): protein phosphorylation
Cellular component (GO): myosin complex
Molecular function (GO): protein kinase activity; cytoskeletal motor activity; ATP binding
Source: RefSeq, a predicted model, not a curated record
CCACCGGCAGUGACAGUGGGAGGAUGCGCGCCGCCCCUCCCGAAGUGCAUUGUAACGAUUGAAGCGGAAGAAAGUUGAAGAAUGAAUAAAACAUGAAAAUUUUAAAGAAGAGAAUAAUAGACUAAAUUUGAAGUUGAAAAAAUAAAUGAAAGUGAAAAGACAACAAAGCAAGAAAUAAAAGUUGUCAAAAAAGAAAAAAAAAAAGGAAUUAAGAAACAGACCUUGACAAGACAAAAAAAAACAUGCCAGAAGUGAAAACGUGAAAAGAAAAAAAAAGAUCAAUAAAAAUGACUUGAAAACGAAACAAAAACAUUAAACAAGAAAAAAUAGAAAGUGGAGAAGAAAAAAACAAACAAAAAACAACUUGAAACUCAAAAAACAACAAGAAAACAAGAAAAAAAAUCACUCUAUUCCCCUCUUUUUCCUCCCCUCCGUCAAAGCCUUCCACACGUCACCCCAAACUGGCCAUAUUCUGGUUACACUGGAUUGUAACUCUGAUAUACUGGUCACCUGAGCCACGCCCCCUCCUCCUCACCUGCCCUCCCUCACGUACCUGUAACAUCAUAAAUCAGUGAGUUAAAAAAUACAUAUAAAACGCUGGAUAUGAGAAAAAAGUGACUGAGUGAGAAAAAAACGCAAAAAGAAGGAAGAGUGAAAGCCGGAAAAAAUAAAACUAUCAAGAAAUUGUUUUGACUUAAAAAGAAGAAUGUGGGAAAAAAAUAACCAAAAAAUAAAACAUUCGUGACAUAUUUUACUGAGUGUGUUUAAAGAAAUAAAAGAAGAAAGAAAAAGAAAGUAAAAAAAAACUAGAAAAUAAUUUGACUUGUAAAGAAAAAAAGUGGAAAAAAACAAUAACAUAAACCAAUCUAUCUUCAUCUUAUCUUAUUGAGUGUUUAAAGAAAGAAAGAAAGGAAGAAAAAGAUAGACGAAAAAAAAUAAAACUAGAAAAUAAUUUGACUUAUAAAGAAAAAAAAGUGCAAAAAAACAAUAACAAAAACAAAACUAUCUUCAUCUUAUCUUACUGAGUGUUUAAAGAAAAUAAGAAACAAAAAAGAACAAAGACAACAACAACAACAUGGUGGUGUGGCGGCCCCGUCCCCCCCCUUCACCCCCCUUCCUUGACCCCCUCCUCACCAUCAACACCUAAAUCACCUCAACAUCACCAUCUUCACUAUCACCAAUAACUCCUCUCGUAACUUUUCCUCACCAUCAUUUUCCCCACUAAUCAAACCCUAUAGUCCCCCAAAACAAUCACUAUCAUCAUCAUCAUCAUCAUCACUUCACCAUCAUCGCCAUCAAUCACACCAUUACUAAGUCUUCUUAUAGAGUUUCCUCACUAUCAUUUUCACCACAAAUACAACCCUUUGGUCAUAAGCCUCCCCCCCCCCCCUUAAGAAAACACUAUCAUCACUAUCAGUAUCUUCACUAUCAACACCACUGAAACACCAUCACCAUACACCUUCACUAUAAUCACCAUCACAAGCAAAGCACCACCAGUCUCCUUGUUGCGCACACUCCCCUUCAUCUUAGCAACCACCCUCACCACUAUCACCACCACAACCACCAUCACCAUCACCACCUCCACUCCCAACCACCUCAACACCCAACACCACCUCCUCUGACACCACCACCACCACCAUUAACAGUACGUACAAAUAUCUCUCACCUCCUCGAGAAUUCACCACCACCACCACCACCACUGUCCUAACCAACACCACACACAAACUCACCCUCCACCACCACCACCAGGAGCGUCUACCAGUCAACCACCACCACCAUCACCACCAUCACCACCACCAGCACCAUGGCCCCACUGGAGGAGAAGAAAGAGUACACGCCCCCGCCCGCCAGAAUGUCGUACAUGGGCCUGAGUCAACACAUCGACUUCGACAACCUCCCGGACCCCAACACGCGCUUUGAGCUGCUCGAGGUGAUAGGGGAAGGGACGUAUGGAGAGGUGUUCGCCGCCAAGGACCAUGACACCAAUGAGAAGGUGGCAAUCAAGAUCAUGGAGAACAUCGGGGAGAACCUGGAGGAGAUCGAGGAGGAGUAUCUGAUCCUACGUGACCUCAGCAUCCACCCGAACCUCCCAGCCUUCCAGGGGAUCUUCUUCAAGCGAGGCAACGUCAGGGAGGAGGAUCAGGCCUGGCUAGUCAUGGAGCUGUGUCCUCGAGGCUCCGUGACAGACCUCGUGCAAGCGCUGAUCCGCCGAGGACAGAAGCUGACGGAGAAACAGCUGGGCUACAUCCUGAAGGAGACCAUUGACGCCAUGGUAUACCUGCACCAGAACCGCGUCAUGCACCGGGACAUCAAGGGACACAACCUCCUCCUGACGGAACAAGCCAACAUCAAGCUCGUCGACUUCGGGGUGUCCUCCCACCUCGCCUCCUCCUGGGGCCGCCGCAACACCUCCGUCGGCACCCCCUACUGGAUGGCGCCCGAGGUUAUCGCGUGUGAACAGCAGCUGGACUACAGUUAUGACGUGCGCUGUGAUGUCUGGUCCCUAGGUAUCACGGCGCUCGAACUGGCCGACGGCGAACCUCCCCUCUCGGACAUCCACCCCAUGCGAGCCCUCUUCCAGAUCCCCCGCAACCCCCCGCCAACGUUGGACCGGCCGGUGGAGUGGUCGAUGGAGUUCAACGACUUCAUCUCUGAGUGCCUCGUGAAGGACUUCGAGCAGCGGCCUAUCGCCAAAGAGCUGCUCCAACACCCCUUCAUCAAGGCCGUGCCCCACAACCCCGAGGAGGUCCGGCGUGAGUUAGUCCUCCUCCAAAAUGACCUUCGGAAGAGAAACCAGCUGGUGCAGAAGGAGCCGGAGACCACCAUCAAGGGCGGCGCGCUGAAGGCUGACCGGCGCACGAAGAGGACGCUCGUUUGGAUGGAUGACCUCGCCUGCCUCGAACGACUGACGGAGGAGGUGAUCGUGGACCACUUGGAGAGGCGGUACCAGACGGAUCAGAUCUACACCUACAUGGGCGACAUUCUCAUAGCGGUCAACCCCUUCAAGGAGCUGGGCGUGUAUGGCGACCAGGAAUCGAGACGGCACAGGGGAAUGGUGAAGAGUGAGAACCCGCCCCACAUCUACGCCAUGGCCGACAACGCUUACCACACGAUGCUCCACCAGAAACAACAGCAGUGCAUCGUUAUAUCAGGAGAGUCCGGCGCUGGCAAGACAGAGAGCGCCAAUUUCCUCCUGAAGCAACUCGUGACGCUAGGAAAGGCACCGAAUCGUAACCUCGAGGACAAGAUCUUGCAGGUGAACCCCAUUAUGGAAGCCUUCGGGAACGCCAAGACGGGUAUCAAUGACAACUCCUCGCGCUUCGGCAAGUACCUCGACCUUACCUACACGCGGCUCGGCAAGGUGACCGGCGCCAAGAUCUCGGUGUAUCUUCUGGAGCAGUCCCGGGUCGUGCGUCAGGCUAAGGGCGAACAGAACUUCCACAUCUUCUACUACCUCCACGACGGACUGGAGGCGGAGGACAAGCUGCUGCAGUAUUGCCUCGACAAGAACAAGCGAGACAAACAUCGCUACCUGUCUGGGUCGAACUGGAGCAAAAGCAAAAGUCAGGCCAAUGUGGAGCAGUUCAACAAGGUGGUGGAGGGGUUCAAAUCACUGGGCUUCCGUGACGACGAGCUAGAUUCGGUGUAUAGGAUCCUGGCGGCCGUGAUCAACCUGGGCGAUGUGGACUUCUACCAGACCAUCGACAAGGACAACAUGGAGCAGGCGGCGGUGAAGAACGUCGAGCAGAUCAAAGUGGUGUCGGAGCUCCUGGGAAUCGACCCGGCUGACCUGACGGAGGCGCUGACGUCGAACAGCGUGGUGACGAAGGGGGAGAUCAUCACACGAAACAACACGGUGGAGGAGGCGGUGUGCACGAGGGACGCCAUGGCCAAGGCGAUGUACGGCCGCCUCUUUGAUUGGAUCGUUAACAACAUCAACAGACUCCUCUCCUUCUGCCGGAUUGUCUACGGCGAGAACUUGGCCGUGGGUCUCCUGGACAUCUUCGGCUUUGAGAACUUCGAGGUCAACUCCUUCGAACAGCUGUGCAUCAAUAUUGCCAACGAACAGAUCCAGUACUUCUUCAACCAGCACAUCUUCACGUGGGAACAGCAGGAGUACAUGUCGGAGGGGAUUGAGGUGGACAUCAUCGAAUUCGCGGACAACAGACCCGUCCUGGACAUGUUCUUGGCCAAGCCCAUGGGUCUGCUGGCGCUGCUGGAUGAGGAGAGCCGCUUUCCCAAGGCCACGGACCAGUCCCUCGUGGACAAGUUCCACAAUAACAUCAAGUCGCAGUACUACAUCAAGCCCAAAGCCCAGGGUCUCGACUUCACGGUGAGACACUUCGCGGGCAAGGUUAUGUACGAUACCCACCAGUUCCUCGAGAAGAACAAGAACUUCCUGCCGACCGAAGUGAUCCAGCUCUUCCGCCAAAGCUCCCACGAUAUCAUAAGGUUCCUCUUCCAGUGCCCGCUGACCAAGACGGGGAACUUGUACUAUGCCACGCCGCGCACGUCACCCAGAAACACCGUCAAUAGAUCCAAGUCAGCCCACGGAAGUACCAAGACGCAGUACGACAGCCGUGGCCUCGCCUCGCAGACAAAGGCGCAGCAGACGGUGGCCACCUACUUCCGCUACUCCCUCAUGGAUCUCCUGCAGAAGAUGGUGAACGGCACGCCACACUUCGUCAGGUGCAUUAAGCCCAACGACGACAAGACCUCCAACAACUUUGAGAAGAAGAAGGUGCAGCGACAACUCCGCUACGCCGGGGUGAUGGAGACGGUGAGGAUCAGGCAGCAUGGAUUCUCACACCGCAUACUCUUCGCCGACUUUCUCAGGAGGUACUGCUUCCUGGCCUUCAACUUCGACGAGCGGGUCACGGCGUCGAAGGAGAACUGCCGCCUGCUUCUGCUCCGCCUCAAGAUGGACGGCUGGGCGCUGGGCAAAACCAAGGUGUUCCUCAAGUAUUACCACGUCGAGUACCUCACCAAGAUGUACGAGAAACAGAUCCGCCGUGUGAUCCAGGUCCAGGCAUGCGUGAGGCGGUGGCUGGCACGUAUCCGCUUCCAGAAGGAGAAGUGGGCCCUCGCGCGAUCCGUCCUCACGCUGCAGAGGUACACAAGGGGUUGGAUCAGCCGUAAGAGGGUUCAAGACGAGGUCAUCAAGAAGGGGGCCGGCAAGAAGGGGGUGGUGCCGCCCCCUCCCAAGGGCCCCGCCCCCCUCCCACCCGGGGGCAAGAAGCUGGAACGACAAGACUCAGGUCAGCAGUGGAUGAAGGCCAAGAUGAUGGGGGCCCUGGGCGUGCAGAGCUCCAUCGACAAGGGCGACGGAGGGAAGAAGGGGAAGGAUGCGAAGAAGGGGAAGGAUGCGAAGAAGGGCAAGGAGAAGGAGAAGGAGAAGGGGAAGAAGGAGAAGGGGUGGGGCAAGGUGCGCCAGGCCUCCCAGGACAGCAAGGGCUCGGCGCUCACGCGGGAGGAGGCGGCCAUCAUUAUCCAGGCCUACUACAGGGGUCACCGCGCCCGGCAGGAGUGGGGGCCCCUUCUGGAGGAGCGGCUCAGCAAGGUGGUGGAGAAGCACCUCGACAACGCGGAUGAGGCGUCCAAGGCCCUUCAGGCGGAGGGACUCUCCCCCGACGAGGCCGCCAUGAUCAUUCAGAAGUUCUGGGGGAGGUACAAGAAGAAGAAGGACCCGGCGAGUGGAGGUGGAGGAGGAGGAGGAGGAGGGCACCAGCAACGAGGAGGAGGAGGAGGAGGGAAGGAUGUUGGGCGGUACACCAACAGCAAACGAAUGACAGACUUGAUUAUGUUUUCACAGCAGGUUCACAUGAGCAACCAAGACACCCACAAGUUCCUGCGUAAACACAAGGCCGGGAUUCGCCUGGAGGAGGUGCGGAAGCCUGACAGCAGCUACCACCGACCCAAGGGCUUCGACAACAUACCCUUGGCGAUACAGGAGCAGCGGAAGAAAGCGCCUGCAGCCCCGACCAGCGGCGGCGGGGGUGGCAACACGCGGCCCUUCAUCAAGAUCACCUCCACGGAUAACAAAGUGUCUGACUACUACGACUUCCUGCAGGAGGAGAUGAGGAGCCCCACGCCGGACUAUAACCCAGACACUCCCUGGGACGCCCCUCUCGCAGCGAAGGUCACCCAGGUCAGCAGUCGACGGAGGGCGGCGGACGAAGCGGGCGUGAAGGUGGACCUCAGGGAAGAGAAGGUGCGGAGGGUGCGUGAGGGCCUCAAGACGCAGAGCAAGGUGAACGAGGAGCGUAGCCACGAUAACCUGAAACAGUGGAAGGGCGCGGUGGCUCUUGGCGCUGGUGUUCCGCCCCCGGAGUGGAGCAAAGGGCGCGGUUCCUCGCCCACCACGAACAUGCAGGCGGCGUCCGACCUUCGCCAGAUGCUCCGUUCCAACCCUACCAACAAGAAGGCUCCUCCGCCCCCCACCCACGGCAACCAGGGCGGAAACGAAAAUAACGAUGACGAAAGCGUGGGUCCCUUCAACUUCCGGCAGAUGCUCAGGAAAACCAACUACGCCCCGACGGACACGAUCAGGAGGAGGCAGUUGAAGAGGGACGGACCUAAUGGCUAUGGCUCCGAGUAUCAUAUGUAAACAAGAUGACAAUGAAAACAAGAUGACAGUGUAAACAGAAUGACAAUGGCAUCAAGACGACUGUGUAAACAAGAUGUAAGAAAGAAAAAAAGUAUAAUAAUUAGUUACAGAAAAAUGUUCCGGCAAGUCGCAAAAAAAAUUAAAAUCUACAAAUGUUAUAAAAAAGACAUCCACUCAGCAUAAAGACCGAUGAUAUAGAAACAAAAAUAUUGAAUGAGUGUAUACAUAACUUCAAUAUAAGUCAAAGGUUUGUGUAAGACUGGGAUUAUGGCUGUAAAAAUAUAUAUACGCUUUCAAGAUGCUG